UCUGCUGACGGGCCCAGCUGGUGCGUGAUCCGUCUUCACGAUAUAAAAGCCAAUACUGCACGUUGUCUGUAUUUUUGUUCGGUACACACAUCCGUACGUUGUGUUAUCUGUAGGAGUUGACAAGUCAUUUCGUUGUACCGAAAAUUUCCCUUAUUUAAGCCGUUUUCCCUUCGUUUGCAACUGAUAAUUUUGCGUCGGCCACCUAGGGCAGCUUUUAGUGCUUACUGCUGUGUAGUGUUUUAUACGGCAUUACUAGAGGAGAGGACAUUUUCGUAUUGUUAGGGCUAUUACUUAGUCUAACCGGUGAGGUCACCCCUACGUCGUUGUAUUUUUACGACCGGCCGAAACCGACUUCGUAAUCCCUCCACCGUCUCUGAAGAAACAAAAUACAGUCAUUCUGACUCACGCGACUAUUUCCAUUCCAAGUCGGGUCCUGGUUAACACGGGAGCCGAUUUUCGUCUCUGCUGAUAACAAAACCCAGGGCGACAUUUCUCGGAUUAGCACCCUGACGGAGCCUUGGUCAGGAGUUGACCCCGCCGCUUGCAUGAAUUGUGUGUACCAAUCCACGGAGUUUACCAGGUCUUCGGACGAUUACCCGGGUUCAGACUCUGUAAGAGUCCCAGGCAGCAUGAUGGACGGACCAAGCCAACAGGUGAUGCAGAAUGGCGUCAUGGCAGGCAAAGCCAACAACAACAAUAACAACGAGGAGAGCAAGACCAAUCUGAUAGUCAACUACCUGCCUCAACAUACCUCCCAGGAAGAGAUGCGAUCGCUCUUUGGAAAGUUUGGAGAGAUUGAGUCCUGUAAACUCGUCAAGGAUAAGAUCACAGGUCAAAGUUUGGGCUAUGGUUUUGUUAACUACAUGAAGCCUGCUGAUGCCUCCAAGGCGCUCACCAUGCUGAAUGGACUCCGUUUGGCAUCCAAGAUGAUCAAGGUUUCCUAUGCCAGACCAAGCAGCCAGGCCAUCAAAGAUGCUAACCUGUACAUCAGUGGAAUCCCUAAGAACUACAAACAGGAGGAUCUAGACAAACUCUUUGCUCCUUACGGCCACAUCAUUACUUCCAGACUCCUCUAUGAUCAAGACUCCAGCACAACCGGGCGUUCCCGUGGGGUCGGCUUUGUGCGUUUUGACAAACGUGUGGAGGCAGAGCGGGCCAUUGAAGCCCUCCAUGACAAAGCUCCUGAGCAAGGCUCGGACCCACUGAUUGUUAAGUUUGCCAACAACCCAAGUCAGAACUUCCAUAAGGUGCUGCAGCAGGCCUACAUGACGUGUAUGUCACCCCAGCGUCAGCGUGUCAUGCCCAUUGGAUCUGUAGGACCCAUGCGCCACAUGCCGCCGUGUUUCAGGUGGCAACAUUUAAGCGACAAGAUGCAGGGACUGCUAGGCAAGAUUUUGCCCAAAAACAGCAUGUAUUCACCAAUGACAAUGGCCCAGCAGCAUUCUUGCAAUGACGUGCUUAACUCCAUGAAUCUCCAAGCGAUGACUAACAACGGCAAUGGCUGGUGUUUGUUUGUCUACAACCUUCCUGCCGAGAGUGAAGAAUCUCUCCUGUGGCAGCUCUUUGGGCCGUUCGGAGCUGUCAACAACGUCAAGGUGGUGCGCGACUUUAACACCAACAAGUGCAAGGGUUUCGGCUUCGUGACCAUGCCCAAGUAUGAGGAUGCGCACCGCGCCAUUGAGGCACUCAAUGGCUACUGUCUGGGUCAACGCACUCUUCAGGUGUCUUUCAAAAAGGCCAAGAAUGAGUAAACACGUCGUCACAGACAACCAAAUCCAUCUUUGGAUCACUGAAAAAAAAAGAAAUCUAAGAAAGUCACACAAACGGAUCGAGAGACAGAUUAUCUCAUCCCCUAAAUAAGACAAAUCAAAAUCAGAAGGAAAAAAAAAGAGUGAUUUGGUUGAAGGUUUCUGAAAGAGAAAAAAUCAAGUUUUGUCCUUGAAAAGUUUUUAAAUUGGAGAGACGUGAUAUCUAAGAGGAAUUUGUAUUAGCCCGGUUGUUAUUUUGUUGUGGGCCAAACGUUUUGAACUUUGUUUUUAAAAAGGUUUUGAGUCUUAAUUGGUUAAACCAAUUUUUCUUACAGACAGAAAGAUAAAACUAUUUAAAAAAUUUAAUCAUUUCUUAACAGUUUUCAAUUUGAGAAAAAUCAUUUGUGAACAUGUUUAACGCCUGACUUUUCAAAUUUAAUCAAGUAUUAAAUUUUUGAUCUUAUCUUUUAAUUUUUAUGUUCAUGCCAAUCCAAGUAGUUAUAAUGUAUGCAUGCAUACGAUUAUUGAUUUAGCUCUUCGUAUAAAGAAUUGUGUUGAUUGUAUGGAAUUUAAUUGCAAAAAUAUAGAAAAAACUAUAUUGAAAAGUUAGUUCUAUCAAUUUAUUAGAUAUUGAUUGACAUGAUUUUAUCAUAAGUAUUAACAUUUUGGCUUUUGUGUUUUUGUGUUUAUGUUGUAGUUUAUCAUGUAGUGUUUAUAACUUUACAGUGACCAAGAAAGAUACAAACAGAUCCAGUAAUCUGAACAGCUCACUUUUGAAAGAAUUAUCGUUUGUAGUCUUGAUCUGGAAUUUCGUUCAUCAUUGGUUUUAUGGCAUGACCAGGCAGGUUUUACUCUUAUUUCCAUUUAAGUUAAGAUCCUCACUUUAUCGGAAAAGGACAAAGGUAUGCGAGAGAUUGAAAAUAAUAGAAAACGAAAACAUAACAAAGUGCUGCAAAACCAAAAAUUCACGUGCUUCUGGGAUGAUGCUGAUAUAUAUCCGACAUUUAUGAUCCAUUAAACUGCACCAUAACACCGUGCUGCUUCAUUCAGUUUUUGAGUUAACGAUUUUAAUUAGCUCAGUGAAGGCUUAACCAUGCCAUCUAUUUUUAUAGCAUGUGUAAUUAUGACGUUUUGAUGAUAUGUGUGAAAUGAAUGAUUUGAAUCGAGUGGUGGAUAAAUUAAGUAAGGCAUGUAAACGAGCAUACACUGAGCUAACGUGGAUGUCUUUCCAUGAAAGGGGGGGGGGGGGGGGGCUAGACAGAGAUCAAGGGGAGUUGUCACUUGUCCGCAUGGUCGUGCACUCGUGGGAAAUGGAUAAAAUUUUGAACUGCAAACCAAGCUAAUGUAUUCCAAGCAACCAAUAUUUGGUAUUAAAAAAAAAGUGAAAAUGGUGAUAAGAUGUACUGAGCCGAAGCAUUAUCACACCAGUUAAAAAAAGCGGGAGUUAUUUAUUGCGGCUUAUGUAUAAUGUCAUUGCCCGGCCUAAAUGUCUUGGGUUUUUAAAUUUGGCCAUUUCAUCCUCAUAAGCUAUUUCCGGUGAUGCAUGUACCGUAUAUGUAUAUUUCUGGUCACAAAGUGUAAAUAACAUUAGAUGUUGUGUGAAUACUCGUCCGCAGUUUAUUGUCAAAACAGGGUUCCUGUUUUAGAGAGAAAAGACAAAAAAAUCAGUUGUAUAUUCCUCCCACAGUGGCUGCCAAAGAUAACAGAAAAUGAUAUCGCUUAAAAAAAAGAAGACUUUGGUGGCUGUGUGAAGGGGCUUUAUUUUUGGACUGGCUGUACAGCCAAUGCUUCAGCAUGUAAUGGGUUCAUUCUGUUGAAUAGUUUUGUGACUUUGGUUGAGUUUUGUGGGCAUUGUUUCUAUUGGUUUCUUUCGCUUUUAAGAAAACUUUUGCAAUUUGUGUCGUUUGGAAUCUGCUGAUAUAGUGAUAACAAAAAAAAAAUACCGCAAGUGAUUCAUCUGUGGCCAAAAGGUGCUACGUACUAUGAGCUGUUUAGACUUAAAACUUCUAAUUACGAUUCUUUGCUUUGAAAACAAAUGUGUUUAGUGACAAGUGAUUUUUGUGAUAUUAUGGAAUAUAUUUAAUCCAUUAUAACAUUUUUGCAUGAAUUCUUAUUGUUGCUUCUAUUUUAAUGCUUUUUCGCUCUCUACGUAUAUUAUCAAACAAGAUACCUGUAGUAGCUUUCCAGUUAUGAAUUUUAAACAAUUCAUGUUGGUGAUUUCUGUGAAUGACUUGUGGUUAUUUUGGGGGUUUUCCUCAACAGUUAGUUAUAAUGUGGUAUGUUACCAAGCUUUCUCAAGAAGAUGCACCAAGCUUAGACAAAAAAAAAUGACAUAGAUUUUUUUGUGGAAUACUUUGCCAAGGUUGUAGCAAAAAAAAAAAAACCAAGUAAACAUUUGAUUGAGUUGACUUGUUUCUUUAGAAUGUUGCUUUAGUUGUUUUGGAUUUUUCUUUAGUUUGUUUUGGUGAGCGACAUGGGUCACUUAGAAAAUUACAAAAGCUUGUGCGAUUUUUCUGAUUUUUCUUGAAAAGCGUUUUGGGGUUGGCAUCUUGGCUGGGUGGUGUACUCUAUAUUGUUUCGUUUAUGGGAGUGCUUCAUGUUAACAUUGCACAUAUCAAGACCAAAGACUUACUAAUAAAUGGAGGAGGUUGGGAGUUACUAUGGAGUGACUAUAUAAAGCCUUGUGCCUCAGGCUGUCGUAUUUGGACCUCCAUACUCCCCCUGUAUUUAUCUCAGAUGAGAUCAUCUCACAAUUGUAGAAUCAUCGAGCUUGUAGUAGGUUGGCAUCAAAUGUCACAAAGAGAUAACUAACAGAAUAUCUGUGAACUCUGGGUAAGGUCGGGCUCGGUGUUUUUAUUGUUGAAUAGACAGAUUUGUUCAGUUCUGUUCUAGAUGCAUUUUUCCAGUUUGAAACAUACUUUACACACUCGACAGGAAGCUACAUUACUUCCCAACCUGAGCCCGACCUUGCCCACUGGGCCCAAUCUUGUAAAAAAAAAAAGUGUGCUAAAUAUCUUCCAGAAAAAGAUUUAAAACAAAAUUUCUAUAACUCUUUAUAAGUGAACCUGUGACAAAAGAAAAAGGCCAAGCCAUAUAUACAAGAAAUCAUUGUUCUUGAAUAAUUGUAAAACGUAAGUAAUUAAACAACACACCUGAUCCUAGUGUCGACUGUGAACAGGUACAUCCCGUUAGACAGAUUAGAAUUCUAUGAUAUAUGGGCUCUAUUUUGCAGCCACGGUCUCUGUAUGCAGAAUGUGAAUAAGACUAUUUUCGAUCCCAAGUGCCCAGAUAUUGUAGAAUGGCAAAGUAUUUUCUAUAUACCUUUCUUUCUAUAUUACCAACGGUAGGAAUAAAUGGUACUUAUAAACUGAACUUACUCCAUGAAAUUAUGGAAUGAAAAAAAUGCAGCUUUAUGAACAUUAAGACUAAGGUCUAUAAUAUGCACAAGUAUUUUGUACAGAGUUGUACAUAACAGAGUAUGGAUUUGUACUGUACAAAAAAGAAAGACAAGGUUCCAAGUAGAUAGAUAAACAAAAGAGGAACACCAGGUUGCUGGUUCUUCCAAAACAUGAGAGAGGAUGGGUUCAACUCGCACCAUAAAGAGAGUAGUUUCAUACAAAAGAAAAAUCCAAAAGUUUAUCCAGACUUUGCGCAAGAUAUGAUCUUUGGAAUUGAAAGGAGCUGUGUUCGUGUGUGGUCCGACUUUUAAGAAAAAAAAAUACAGUUCUUUUCAAGCAAAGAUUUAAUCUUGGGAGUCCGGGUUGAGCUUGAGAAAUGUGCAAUCAAAACACUAAACAAAAGAAGAAAAAAAGACCAACUAUUCUUGCUGCUUUCCACAAAAAGAAAUUGGAAAAGGAGGAGUCUAUGCAAGCAUUUCAUCUCAUUCAAAUGUAAUAAAUGUAUCCGCUUUAUAGCUGGUAGUCAUUUCAAGAAAAAUGCUGAAGAAAAAAAAUCUUCGAUUGAGAUAAUGGAGUUGCAGCCUUCCAGAGUAGGUCCCUGUGUAGUGUGCUUAAUGCUUGUGUUAUAACUGUCCUUGAGGUACUAGCCAAGCCAGACUUCAUGGACUAACGUAGAAUCCUAUAGGUACACCUGUCUUUGUUGUGUCUCUCUGUCCUUCCUUCGAAUCCAUUUGAAAUCCUACAAAAACCAACUUCUUCCAGCUUGUCAGCAACUUUCUAUAUUUUGACUUCAUCUUCGGGUUCCCACAUUGUGGAAGACACAUUUUUAACAAAAAAAAUGAUAGAUUUUUAAGGAGUGCACUGGAAAACAAUGCGAUGAUUGGUAGUAGACACAAUUCAUAUAGAAACACCUGUUAAUUGAUUGGGUGGCUUAGGACAAGUGGACACAAUGGACAGACUUGUACCACAACCUGCCUCACUCAUACCAGUUUGUCACAAACAAGGCAGGAAUGAGUUUUUAUACAUACUCAAACUGAUAAUUCCCUGCCAACAUUGUCAAGCUCCAAUCAAAAAACUUUUUUACAAAAGCAGUGUUACUAAGAAGAAAGAAAAAAUGUGUUUUCAGACUCGGGGCAGGAAAUUGACCCUAAAGAAGGAAAAAAAGAAAAACCAAAAUGCAAAAAGUGAACUAAAAAGUCUGUGUGAUGAAAAGCAGAACAUGUUGGCUCGGGAGAAAACAAAGAAAUUUGCUCUUUGCUUAACAUUAUAAUUGUUAUUGCUAUAAAUUUGUACUUUUUACAUGUUGUUGAAAUAAAAAUGCAAAAAAAAAGCCUUGAA
Molecule: messenger RNA, 6484 nt
Organism: Patiria miniata (bat star)
Lineage: Eukaryota; Metazoa; Echinodermata; Asteroidea; Valvatida; Asterinidae
Product: ELAV-like protein 1-B
Exons: 7
Coding region: 546-1751 (401 amino acids)
Cellular component (GO): ribonucleoprotein complex
Molecular function (GO): RNA binding
Source: RefSeq, a predicted model, not a curated record